Molecule: messenger RNA, 612 nt
Organism: Penicillium robsamsonii
Lineage: Eukaryota; Fungi; Ascomycota; Eurotiomycetes; Eurotiales; Aspergillaceae
Product: ankyrin repeat domain-containing protein
Exons: 3
Coding region: 1-612 (203 amino acids)
Molecular function (GO): protein binding
Source: RefSeq, a predicted model, not a curated record
AUGUCUUAUAAUUCAUGCCUGGGUGAUGUGCCUAAGGCCCGUCUAUUGUUGAUCCAAGGAGCUACCAUCAACAGGAACCAGCCCACCGAAUAUUACGGAUUCCCUCUUCAAGCAGCAGCCCGACGAGGCAGAUUACCAUUACUUCGGAUGCUUCUCAAUCUACAUGCCGACGUCAAUAUGGCUGGCGGAUACUACGGUUCGGCUCUUCAGGCAGCCUGCGCGGCCAAUCAUACCAUAGCCGUGAAUUUGUUGAUUGAGAAUGGAGCUGACGUCAAGCAUAAGGGUGGCAGACACGGCACUACCCUUCACGCAGCCGCUCCUAUUUGCGAGAGACUUAUUGCCCAUGGAGUCAGUGUUCACGAAUGCUUGGGAUCGCUUGGAGCCCCGCUUCACGCAGCUACAGCUUACGACCAUGAGAAUGUUGUGCAAUUGCUUCUUGAUCGAGGUGAUCGCCUUGCAGUUUCCGUAGCGGCAGAUGGUGGUCAUCAAUCUACUGUGAAGAUAUUGAAGGACAGGUCACGGCAGUUGGGAGUAUAUCUGAAGGGCUUUGAUAGUGCGCUCAGUGUUUUGAAGAGACGAAGGGAUGUCGAUCCCAGUCUCCUGCUCCAGUAA